Molecule: messenger RNA, 1311 nt
Organism: Sesamum indicum (sesame)
Lineage: Eukaryota; Viridiplantae; Streptophyta; Magnoliopsida; Lamiales; Pedaliaceae
Product: proteophosphoglycan-like protein
Source: RefSeq, a predicted model, not a curated record
CGUGAAAGUAGACGAUUGGAUGGGGUCGCCUGUCCCAAAAAUUGAAUGUUGUAAAAUGAUUUCAGAUCUUUAGAUCAGACCUUAAACAAAAGAGACAACUUAUUUUUCUCCUCCUUGUAACAGUGGCUUACGGCGGAGUGUCUGGCGGUGGCGGCGGCGGAACAGGUGGAUGGCAAGAAGCAACAAAUACACCUCCCUCAACUUCAAUGGAAUUUUUGAAAAAAAGUUGAACGAGAAGAAUCAACCCUCUACCAAUAAUUCCUCCGCUAAAUCAUUUGCAAAUCAGAGUAAUACUGUUUUAUCAAACUCACGCAUCCAUGGUCACAUGCUUGUUUUGAGCCGGCCGGCACCCAAACCAAUUUCCGUACCUCGGAAGCCUGAAAACAAGGACAAGUGUUCUUCUGUUUCAUCUACCUUGCCCCCAGAUCAACCCCAAACCGGUUCCCGGUCGGACUGUAUUUCUCUCCGUCCACAAGGCCGCACCGGGUCGGGUCCAGUGCUAAAUUCGUCUCCCUCUCCGUCUCCUGUGUCUCCCUCGCCUGCUUCUGUGAAGUGUGAUCGGUUCGUUCCGCCGCAUCUCAGGCCUGGAUUUGUGGGCAGAGAGGAGAAUCCUGGAUCGGAGCUUGCGAAAGGUGGGUCAGGUAGUUUUAAAGUUAAACCAGAGUUUAGAGGGCAUCGAUCGGGUCAGGUUCAGGAUCCAGGGCAUUACGGGCUGGUGACGAUCGACAGAAGGCCGAAAUCUGGAGGUGGAUAUGAACCCAUAACAAGAGAUCAUGAGCUGCUGGAUCUAACUCGUCCCGGUUCAACUGGGACCCGGCCCAGUUCCAGUGUAUGAUGCAUUUCACUAAGCUAACCUCCUUUGGCCACAAGUACAAAAGCACUUCUUAGCUCCAUUGGCAUGCCGGUGUAACUGAUCUCUCAGUGAAGUCUGGUGCGUACUAUGAACAUUCGGGAUUUUCUCUAACUAAAGUUGUCGAUGUUCUAGGAUAUGGUGUCCAUUUUGGUAAUGAAAGAUAGAUUCUAAUACAAAGGGCUUUUCGACCUUAACACUGUAGGUCUGAUACUUGAUAAGCAUCUUAUAUUUUGCUUAGUUUUUGUUUCUUUUAAAGCUAUGUUAAUAAGAAAGAUGGUGAUGUUGAAAUGUAAAAUAUGCAUGUAUAAUCUAUCUUCCUACUGUUUCUCUUGUAAAACUAUCGUAAGAGGGGUUAUUCAGAAGGGAUCAUGUGUUCUUCCUAUCUGUAUUGGAAUAGCCUUGUACUUAAUGGUUGGUGUGACAGAGUUUCUUUUGUCAAAUGGAUUUUGCUUGGCUUC